CUUGUAUGGACUUGAAGACAAUGGAAGUUACGGGUGGCUAAGUCUUGCCUGUUCUAUGGCCUAUUCUGAUCUCUGGUCAAUGUGUGAGGCCAGAUCCAUAACUGGCAGCUUAAGAAAUAAUUGGCAGAAAAGAAGUGAAAAGAAUCAGUGUAGGAGAAGAACCACUGAUAUGGAAUCUGAAUCAGACUGGACAAAGCAUAAAAACUCAUCUGCUUAUACUGCUCAAGUGAUUCGUUCUACCACAUCUUUUAUGCCUUGGUCUUGUAGAAUCCCAAUUGGUGAAGGAUUUUAUGAAUUUCUUUAGUUAUAUGAUUUCGGAUUCUCAGUAAGACAUUUUGUGAAUUAUUUGAUUUAUUGAUCACAACAAAAUUAUCGCCGAUUUGGCAAAUGCCUGGUUUUGUUGUUGGAAAGAAGAGAUUUAUAAAGUCAAACAUGUGUUUCACUAAUUUUGUCAAUCAAGAUAAAUCCAUUCGUACACAAAGCGAUCAUAGUUUAACCAUUGAGGCUUUGGAUGAAGAAGGUAGCCCUAUUCUACCUGGGCUUCCUGAUGAUGUUGCAAAGUAUUGCCUUGCACUUGUUCCCCGUUCCAACUUCCCAGCCAUGGGUGGUGUCUGUAAGAGGUGGAGGUUGUUUAUGCAAAGCAAAGAAUUUGUAAUGGUGCGAAAAUUGGCAGGGGUGCUUGAGGAAUGGCUCUAUUUCUUAACAAAUGACAGUGAAGGGAGAGAAAGCCACUGGGAGGUCAUGGAUUGUCUUGGUAACAAAUGUCUAUCCAUUCCACCAAUGCCUGGUCCAGAAAAGGCGUCGUUCGGGGUAGUGGUUCUUAAUGGAAAGCUAAUUAUCAUGGCUGGUUAUUCAGCUAUUGAUGGAGUUGCCGUCGCCUCAGCAGAAGUUUACCAAUAUGACUCUUGCCUUAACAGUUGGAGCAGAUUAUCAAACAUGAAUGUGGCUCGUUUUGACUUCGCUUGUGCUGAAGUGAACGGUUUGGUUUAUAUUGUUGGAGGCCAUGGGGCAGACGGCAACAGUCUCUCUAGUGUUGAGAUGUAUGAUCCAGAUACUGAUAAGUGGACACUGAUAGAGAGCCUUCGUCGCCCGAGGUGGGGUUGCUUUGCUUGCGGAUUUGAGAGUAAACUCUAUGUUAUGGGUGGAAGGUCAAGCUUUACUAUUGGAAAUUCCAAGUUUGUUGAUAUAUAUAACCCCGAGAAGCACAGCUGGUGCGAUAUUAAGAAUGGCUGUGUUAUGGUCACAGCUCAUGCAGUAUUGGGGAAUAAGUUGUUCUGUACUGAGUGGAAAAAUCAGCGAAAGCUUUCAAUAUUCAGUCCAGAGGACAACUCAUGGACAAUGGUGCCCGUCCCAAUGACAGGGAGCUUGAGUGUUGGUUUUCAAUUUGGGAUACUGGACGGAAAAUUAUUGCUAUUUCCGUUGGAGAAAGAACCUACUAAUCAAACAUUGUUAUAUGAUCCAAAUGCCGCUUUAGGGUCAGAGUGGCAAACUUCAAACAUAAGGCCAUCUGGUUUAUGCCUGUGCAGUGUAACAAUCAAGGCAUGAAAACCUUGUUUGGCUCUGAAAUGAAGACUGAAGUGGAGACUUUUAUCAGUAGUUAUGAAGUUUUCUGCAUUUUAACUAAGUUUAUAAUGGUAUUGAGCACAAGUGUUUAUGAUAAGAUUUUAAUCUGGUGCUUUUUAUUUGAGUUGUAACUGUUUUAAUUGCUUUUUAAUGCUGUAACUGUAAUGUUGUUAUCAUCCAUGCUUUUUUAGUCUUUCGGCAUAUAAGGGAUCAACUCCCUUUGUCUUGUAAUAAUAUCCACUUUGAAGUAGCUCUAUUUCAAUUUAUGUUGGAUUGGUUUUUGUUUAUU
Messenger RNA from Cicer arietinum (chickpea), 1852 nucleotides. Its product is annotated as F-box/kelch-repeat protein At1g67480-like. Gene Ontology annotation, molecular function: protein binding. NCBI's taxonomy places the organism in Eukaryota, Viridiplantae, Streptophyta, Magnoliopsida, Fabales, Fabaceae. The record is from RefSeq and is a predicted model, not a curated record.